CGAUUUAUCAAAAAUAUUAUCAGUUUUUCUCAUUAUUUUCUUAUGUUUUCAACAACGAAAUGAAAUGGGGACACCUUCAUAUAUGUACCUUAGUUUCUUCCUCUAGCUAUCUUGAAUUUGUUAUUGUUUUUAAAAUCCCGAGAGCAAACCGGCAAAAGCGCAAGCAGACCGAACAGAACAUUUAAUUUACUAGUGCAAAACAGUUUAUAGAACUCACCAUGGAUAAUUUAUCACCAAUGUGUGUCGCCUGUGUUUGAAUACAGUAUUUUCCGAUGUGAAAGAUGAUAAAAUUUAUUGCAAUUCGUACAUUUAUAGUGUUUUAUUCUGCGUGUACCUUUUUGGUGUUGUCAUUGUUAUUCAAUUUGCAGAGAAAUCAGUUUGUGCCAUACCGAAUUGGCAGUGGUUAUAUGAAGAAUAUGGAGGAAUUUAAUAAAUAUCGUGACUCUUUGCGGGAUAUCUUGUACAAUCCCUCGUUUAAAUGUUCGUUUAAACUCGUUGAAAUUGGUGAAAACUUUCGAUAUGAUCGAUAGUGAAUAAAUCCACUAUAACAAAAAGUAUAGAUUAGAACUAAACAAAAGAAUGAGAACCAUGCCUCAAUCCAAUCGCUAGUUGCAUGUGUCCCCGUAACGGAAAUCGUUUGUCACGAGGUGAGAUGCGAGAUGAUGUUCAAUGUUCCUUUCUAUUCAAUGUUUUUCCUUCCUUUAGUUCCAGAUCAUGUAGCAAAUCACGCAUAAACUUGCGUGAAGGCUCACGGGAAAAGUGGUCUGCACUGUUCCUGUACGUUUUUUAUACCAGCGUCCAUUGAUUAUUGGAAUGAAGUGCUCUAUCAUAAACGUAUAUCAUGCGAUAUAGUAAAGGUAUUAGAAUGGAUAAAACAAGAGAAACGCCAACCCCGCCGGCAGAUCCACCUGCGGACAAAGCAACCGAGGCAACGGCAUCCGGUAUUGUGAAGUUGACGAAACGGGCCGCCAUUACGCAGGUAUUGAUCGCCAUCGUUGCUAACAUUACGAUCAUUUCUUCCGGCAUGGGUAUCGGCUUUCCAUCGAUCGCAAUGAUGGAGCUAACCAACUCUACCACGUCCGUUGUGCUAACGGAAUCAGAAGCGACCUGGUUCGCGUCCAUUACCUCGAUCAUGUGUCCUUUUGGAGGGUUACUGUCUGGCUAUCUGCUGGAUAAGGUGGGCCGAAAGCGAACACUUUACUGCAUCAACAUCAUUUCGAUCAUCUCCUGGGCGAUCAUGUCGUUCGCCAACAGUACGGACGCUUCCGUACUGUUUGUGGAGUUGAUUGUAGCACGCGUCAUCAUCGGUAUCGCUAUCGGACUUUCUAGCACACCCGCAUCGGUUUAUGCUGCCGAAGUUGCACACCCUCAAAUGAGAGGUCGGUUAACACUUCUAACUGCCGGUUGUACCGCUAUCGGAAUGCUUUUGGUGUACUCACUAGGCUACAUGUUUAAAGAGGAUUGGCGCUACGUUUGUACUAUUUGCGGCGUGUUUACUGGAGUAUCGCUAAUUACCGUGAUUCCACUGCCGGAGUCACCCAGUUGGUUGGUGGGUAAGAAUCGAUCACAGGAAGCGGAACGAUAUCUGAAAGUUAUACGCGCCAUCAAGGAGGACAAUCAUCCGGAGAUCAAGGCGGAAAUAAAGGCACUGGAGGAUAAUGUGGCCCGCUUCCGUUCGUCGGAAUCAUCGAAAAAGCCAUCCAAGCUGGUGCAGCUAAAGAAACCCGAAGUCUACAAACCGCUCUUGAUCAUGUGCACGUUUUUCAUUUUCCAACAAUUUUCCGGCAUCUUCGUGAUCAUCGUAUAUGCCGCCAGCUUCUCCGUUGAGGCAGGUGUAGCGAUCGAUCCAUUCCUGAGUGCGGUACUGGUGGGAUUAACGCGCGUACUGACCACCAUCUUGAUGUCGUUCAUAUCCGAUAAGUUUGGCCGUCGUCCACCGGCCCUUUUCUCCGGCUUUGGUAUGGCGUGCUGUAUGUUUGGGUUGGCCGCAUGUGCUGUAUAUCCGGUAACCGACACGCCGUACAAUUGGAUACCGACGGCCCUACUAGUGGCGUUCAUCUUUACGGCUACGCUCGGAUUCCUAACGCUGCCAUUCUCUAUGAACGCGGAAGUAUACCCCACAAAGGUGCGAGGUUUCGCAUCCGGGUUGACCAUCUUCUUCGGCUACACCAUGUCGUUCAUCAUACUAAAGAGCUAUCCGACGAUGGUAAUCGCCAUUGGCAAUGAGAACGUGUUCAUGUUCUUUGGAUUGGUUUCCCUGCUGGGAAUCGUGUUCGUGUACUUCUUCCUGCCCGAAACGAAGGGUCGCACGUUGCAGGACAUUGAAGAUUAUUUCCGCGGUAGCAAGAAAGUGGACGCAGACAAACACGACACGAAAGCGUAGACUGGACGAGGCAAAAUUUGUAGAUAAGCGAACUACUAGUCUGUGAUAGAGUCGGCUUAGUUUUGCGGAAUUGGGAUGUAAAAAUAAUACUUUUGACAUUUUUACGCAUAAGCAUUUAGGUAUUUCUAAACGUAUAUUUAAUAAAUUUGAAUAAAGUGUUGAAAUAAAUUAAGCUAAAUACGUACAACGGCUGUGUGUAAAUAAUUAGCCUCGAACCAUGAUGACAAAGUCCCCGUUUACAUUGUAGAUCUUCAUCGUAUGAAAUCUUUCGUUGUUAGUGUCCUUUGUUAACCUACUUAUUAUCUACUGUCUAGAUAGGGUUUGAAGCAUUAAAGCCGUAGCUCUGUUCAAGGAAUAUGUCUUUAAACAAAGUCUCUUGUAAACUACCAUAG
Messenger RNA from Anopheles funestus (African malaria mosquito), 2775 nucleotides. Its product is annotated as facilitated trehalose transporter Tret1-like. The transcript has 5 exons. NCBI's taxonomy places the organism in Eukaryota, Metazoa, Arthropoda, Insecta, Diptera, Culicidae. The record is from RefSeq and is a predicted model, not a curated record. Gene Ontology annotation, molecular function: transmembrane transporter activity. Bases 842 to 2383 code for a protein of 513 amino acids. Gene Ontology annotation, cellular component: membrane. Gene Ontology annotation, biological process: transmembrane transport.